This is a messenger RNA of Aureobasidium namibiae CBS 147.97, 1056 nucleotides long. RefSeq lists its product as uncharacterized. Bases 1 to 1056 code for a protein of 351 amino acids. Lineage: Eukaryota; Fungi; Ascomycota; Dothideomycetes; Dothideales; Saccotheciaceae. The record is from RefSeq and is a predicted model, not a curated record. The transcript is spliced from 2 exons.
AUGCCUAUCGAACCCAGAACUAACGACUAUGUCGACGGCGGCAAGUGGCUCGAUGCACCAGGUAGCGCUCUCGAGUCUGGAAUCUAUGCCCUAGCCAUGGCAAUGGCAACCGAGCCCCAUGUCACUGGCCCCCCAGACUGGUCUACUGGUACCCUCGAAAAACGCUACUUGGAUGCUCUACACGACAUUCAGUCUCAGUACCUCGGAUUCGACGACGAAAACUACCUCCUCAACGAUAGCGAUCUCACCGACAUUAUCGUGCGCUGGGAAAGAAGAUACAAGGAUACUUACGAUCUGUAUAUCGACAACGAGGACGACAUCAAGCCAGCACAAGUCAGCGGUGAUUCCGCCCUGGAUGCAAAGGUUAUCCUUCUGCGCUGCCACAACCGUCGUUGGCAGGCUUGCUGCUACUUUGGCAAAAAUGGCAGCUCUGUCAGCGCUCCUCCUGAAGGCUCGUCUCCCAACCAGCGUUCUGCACCACAGUCUUCUGCCACCAGCAUGGGCGAUCAGACAUCCAGUGGUGAGGCUGCUACCACACCAGAGAAACAUGACAACUCCACCAAUGAUGUCAACGGUACCUCCAGCACCAUUGAAUUGACGAUUGGAAAGCUCACCAACACACUCGAGGGAUUGGUCACUGCCGUCGAAAAGAUCGCCCUCGCCGUCGAUGCUCGCCAGAAAUCUGAGGGUAGCCUUCGCACCGCCAUUGAAAGUCUCAUGCUUCCAUUAGACAAGGUUGCUCAGAAGCAAGCUCGACGUUCACCCCACGAAACUACAGACAAGCAUGACUCCAAGACCAGUACUGAGUAUGACCUUCGCGUGAACACACCUUCGACCGUACGCGAUACUGUCACAGCGGAGUCUGUAUCGAGUCUGGAUGAUUGUGGUAGCGACCUUGCCUCAGCUUCUCACUCAGACUUCAUGGACUAUGAUGGCAAUUUCGACAACCACGGUGUGAAUGAUUUGGACGGACGGAUUGAGGAAAGAAGGGAGAGUCUAAUCCCAUGGUACACACCAAACGCAACGGUACGAGUCCACUCGAACGAUGGGUUAUGA